Didymodactylos carnosus is the source of this 2038-nucleotide messenger RNA. The record is from the annotation of a GenBank genome assembly. NCBI's taxonomy places the organism in Eukaryota, Metazoa, Rotifera, Eurotatoria, Philodinida, Philodinidae.
CUUUCAAAAAGUGAAGAAAACGGGAAAAACAAAAAAGUCAGUUUUCUGUAACCCGCGUUCCAUCUGCUCUGAAUCUCAUUAAAAGGCAGUGCAUUUGUAAAAGAAAAUUUCAUCUCAUUUCGGUUGGCAAUUAUCAACAGUUGGAUAUUGUAGUGUACGUAGUGAAGAAAAAGCUGAUAUUAGCCCUCAUCAAUGUACUAAUUUUGAGAAAUGCAGAAAUUGUGGGUGAUCACUUGAUCUCUGGAAAACUCCUAAACCGUCAGACUUGGAGACAAAAAAAUUGUUUCAUUCCCGUAACUUAUUGGGCCUAACAUUGAUGAAAAGUUUCGUCAAGAUCGGAUGUACAGUGUCGGAGAUAAUUUCUGAGGGAGGGGGGCUGCUUAAAUCUUUUAUACGUUGAUUCAUUCGAUGUCAAAACUAUUAUUAAAACUGUCUUUGAUCUGGCUCAACUUGAUCUUGAAACAUCGAUUUAUGCUUCGAUGCCUCUAACUGAAGUUGUUACACAACUUCUCUGUUUUCAACAAUUAGUGUUUAUUCCAUCUUCACUAUAUCAAAACCAGAUGAAAUUGAACGUUUAGUAGGAACAAACUUCUUUGGUUUACCAAGAAUUAAUCAUGUAUUUUCAGUUUAUGAAAUGUUAACAAUUCCAUUUAAACAUCAUUCAAAAUCUAUUCGGUUAGCUAAUAUGCCAUCGUAUAUCGGAUAUAAUCCAACAGAUGAAACAAUUAUUGAAUUUUAUAAACGGAAUUUAUGUGAUUGUGCAUUUGGCACAGUUACAUCAUGUCGUGAUGUACCCGCUAUACAUUCGACUUUAUCAAAUAUUUGUCUUGAUCAAAUUUUGAAGAAAAAUAAAUUGUCUUCGUGUGUUAGUUACGGUGGUGUUACACUUCAUUACAUUGAUUCAGCAUGGCGAUUAAAAACAUUUAAUUUGGCUUGUCGUGCCUAUGAUCCUGAAUUUAACCCUUCACUGAAUAAAAAUAUUUAUAUUCUUAGUGAUAAUGAAAAUUUGAUGAAAGCAACAUUUCGUGAAAAGAGAAUUGGUUGUGGUACACAUUAUUCUAAUAAAAUUUUAGAACAUGCACUUAUGAAAGAUGAUAUCAAUUGUAGUGAUGUCCAAAAAUUGUUUUUAUCUGUUAAAGCAAUUGUAAACCACGUUAAACGUUCACAUAAACAAGCACAAUUACGACAUAAAUUACAAUCAUUUUCUGAUACAAGAUUUAAUGGUGUCUUUGUUAUGACGAAAUCAAUUUUAACUGUUUAUGAUGAACUAACUGAUACAGUACAAGAUGAAAUGAAAAAUAAAUUGUCAGAUAUAGAUAAAUCAUUAUUACAGUUUAUCUGUUCUUAUUUAAAAAAUUUUAAUGACGUAACAGAAGGUUUAAGUGCAGAUCAAAAUCCAACUAUCUAUGAGGUCAUUCCUUUACAUCAAAUGUUAGUUCAUUCAUCAUUGACAACAACAGAUAAUACGGAAGCCCCAAACAGUUUGAAAGAAUAUAUUGGUAAAGAAUUAUUAAGUAAUUGGAUUAUUACUGACGAACAUUAUUUGUGUGUUAUAUUACACCCACUGUUAACAAAUUUUCAAACAUUACCAGAUUUUAAACAACAUUCGUAUGCAGUUCUUCAGAACAAAAUAAAAAAAGUAAGAAAUUCUGAUAAUAAUACAACACAACCAAUAGAUUCAAGUGCAACAUCGUCAUCAUCCUCACCUACAUAUAUGGCUACAAAUGACAAUAGACGAAGUUUAUUAUCAAACUUUUUUGACACAAUAAACCUAAAUAGUGUUCCAAAAGAUGAAUUUCAUUUAUAUAUAGAAUCAACAGUUACGUUUGGAAAAGACGAAACUGUAUUGGACUAUUGGAAAAAAAAUGAAACUGUUUAUCCAACUAUAUCAAAAAUUGCAAAACGUAUAUUAGCUAUACCUGCAACAGAUACAUCAGCUGAGCGUUUAUUUUCGCAAAGUGGUAAUACAGUAACAAAUAGAAGAACAAGAUUAGGAACUGAUAAAGUUAAUCAAUUGAUGUUUCUUCGAAAAAUUUAA